Messenger RNA from Humulus lupulus (European hop), 1648 nucleotides. Its product is annotated as glycosyltransferase BC10-like. Gene Ontology annotation, molecular function: glycosyltransferase activity. The coding region runs from base 221 to 1486 and encodes 421 amino acids. Gene Ontology annotation, cellular component: membrane. Lineage: Eukaryota; Viridiplantae; Streptophyta; Magnoliopsida; Rosales; Cannabaceae. The record is from RefSeq and is a predicted model, not a curated record. The transcript is spliced from 11 exons.
UGCCACGCACGGGAAUGAAGGAAGGAAGGAAAGACAGCAGAGCUUUCCCGUUACAUAUUCCUUCCCCCUCCCACCUUCCCAACAGGCCGAUUUCACAUUUAUAGUUUUUUUAAAAAACAAAAAAACAAAUAACCAAAUUAUUCAAUGUACACUUUCUUCUCCUCCGUUUUUUUGUUUUUUAUUUCCAAAAUUGGAUUUUAAAUCCUAUUUUUCGAAUCAAAUGUUGGCAGGAAGAACGAUGACCAAAAAAGCCCCGCCAGUGGCCACGCGCCACGUGAUAUGGCUCAGCUGGAAGCUUCUGAUUUUCCUCUCCGUCGCGCUCUGCGUCUUGGCUCUCCUCCGCCUCCAUUCCCAACCCGACCCUUUCUCUUCUUCUCAAUCUUCUAUUUCUCUUGCGAGAUCUCGUAUUUCUCGAGAUAACGUCUUCACCGGCCCCCCAAAGAUCGCCUUCCUUUUUCUCGCGCGCCGUAAUCUCCCGCUUGAUUUUCUCUGGGGCAGUUUCUUUGAGAACGCUGAUACGGCUAACUUUUCAAUUUAUAUUCAUUCGGCGCCGGGAUAUGUGUUUGAUGAGUCAACAACGAAGUCGCAUUUUUUUCUUGGUCGACAACUGCCGAAUAGCAUUCGGGUGGGUUGGGGAGAGUCGAGUAUGAUCCAAGCAGAAAGAUUGCUAUUUGCAGAAGCUCUUGAAGAUCCGGCAAAUCAGAGAUUCGUUCUUCUCUCUGACAGCUGUGUUCCCCUGUACAACUUUAGCUAUAUAUACAAGUAUUUGAUGUCCUCUCCUAGGAGUUUCGUGGACAGCUUUCUUGAUGCUAAAGAGGGCCGAUACAAUCCGAAGAUGUCACCAAAAAUACCAAUGAAGAGAUGGCGAAAAGGAUCUCAGUGGAUCACCGUGAUAAGAAGACACGCAGAAGUAAUUAUAGAUGAUGAAGUUAUUUUUCGAGUCUUUCAAAAAUAUUGUAAGCGACGCCCACCUCUAGAUUCCAGGAAGGGAAAGCUGAAUCUUAAACUUCAGAAGCAGCACAACUGUAUUCCAGAUGAACAUUAUGUGCCAACAUUGCUUGCGAUGAGUCAGCUUGAAGAUGAACUUGAACGAAGAACGUUGACCUAUACUGUUUGGAAUCAGUCUGCAAAUAAAAUGGAGAAUAAAGAUUGGCAUCCUGUUACUUUUAAUUAUGCAAAUGCUAGCCCUAAAAAGAUCAAAGAAAUAAAGAAGAUCAACCAUAUAUACUAUGAGACUGAGUUCAGAACAGAAUGGUGCCGUACUAAUUUUACACCUGUUCCCUGUUUUCUGUUCGCAAGGAAAUUUUCUCAGGGUGCUGCUAUGCGCCUUUUGAGCGACGGAGUGCUUGGUCGCUAUGAUGCGUCUGCAUUGGCACUAAUGGAAAUCAUCUUAGAGAUUGCCAGAUUUCUUAUACCUCUACAUCAGAUCUUGAAACUCAAGCUAUUUGUUGCUGCGGCUAGUCAAAUAAUGUUUACAUCCAGAUGAAUUGGAAGAUGGGAUCGUGGGAGGGAAUAGGAGAGAUGGUAGGUAGUGAAAUAGCAUAAUUUAGAUCUUGUGAGAUAGGUUUUAUUCAUCAUAAUGUGACACGUUAUUAUUACGCUGAUACAUUCUAUACAUAUUGAAAGAGUACAGAAGAAUUUUGCCCCA